UUUGAUAUGGAUUUUUUUCGCGCCGGCGCGAAUGGUGAAACGUGCGUUUGUAGAGUUUUUCGUAGAGCUUAGCAUUUUUCGUUAAAUCAAAGCAUGAAUUUGUGCAACAUAUAAUAAAAAUAAGGUGUAUGAUUGGAGUUUUAUCUUUAUCAAUUAAACCAAAUACGGCUUCUAUAAUGCUAUUGUGCGUUCCAUUAUUCUAAGGAUUGUUAAUAAAAAUGUUAUAGAAGAAUAAAUUUAGAAUUUAUUACAUAUCGAUUGAAUUUCAAAAUAAAAUGGGAUCAUCUAUCGUCCUUAAAAGUUUAUCUAUUCUUUUGGGCAUUUUUUUUAUUUUCGUUGGCAUAACCAAACUGACGCCUUUCAUAUCGAAGGAAUUGCAUAAAGAUUUGAGAAAAGAAUAUGUAAGGUAUGCCAAAGUUUUCCCAUUAACGACAAUGUUGGAUUUCAAAGUACCAUCUAAGUGGUAUCGGAGGAGUGUCGGCGGGUUGGAAAUUCUGUUUGGACUGGCGCUUGCUAUUAUACCUAGUCAUAAAGUAAAGAACAUUGCCAACGUGGGCCUGGUGCUACUGAUGAUCCUGGCCGCAUACUCGCACUUGAUGGUCGGCGACCCCUUCGACCGGUGCGCUCCGGCUCUGGUGUUCUUCUUCAUGCUCUCCGGACGUCUCGUGGUUUGGUAUCAGACAAGUCGACGGGAGGAAUUGGAAAAGGCAGCUGCGACUCAGAACGGAAACGGUCUUAAGAAGGACUAAAGGAAUGCAGUACGAUGUUUGGUAGUUUUCUUUCACAUUUCUCGAACAUUCAUAAAUAAAUAAAUGUUUAGCUGGAUAAGCUGUUUUUGAAGUUAUUUUAUGUAAAUACGUAAGAUAGCUUCAACUGUGUAAAUUUUAUCAUACUGUGAUUUUUUUAAGUUUGAAAAUGGAACUCUCCUCGUUUAGUUUUGCUUUUACACUUGCAUUAUUUAAAGUAUUUGGCACGCGCAAAAAAAAAACUUCUACAAAUUUAUUGCUAAGUUUCAGACGUCAUAGAAAUCGUACCUAAAAGUGAUAUUAAUUUAAGCGGUAUUAUUAACUAAGUUCAUUUUGUGUGAGUGUGUGCGUAGAAUGUUUGUACACGUAAGUUCUACAUAAAUUAGCACGUAGGUCCUCAUUACUGCCACUUUAUGGUAGACAUAGCGUUAUGAAAUUAUUCACAUUGUAUUGAAUAUUGAAGAUGAGUUUUGCUCAAAUGUAAGAGA
Messenger RNA from Vanessa tameamea, 1234 nucleotides. Its product is annotated as novel acetylcholine receptor chaperone. Gene Ontology annotation, cellular component: endoplasmic reticulum. Gene Ontology annotation, biological process: positive regulation of protein localization to cell surface; chaperone-mediated protein complex assembly. The transcript has 4 exons. NCBI's taxonomy places the organism in Eukaryota, Metazoa, Arthropoda, Insecta, Lepidoptera, Nymphalidae. Bases 276 to 749 code for a protein of 157 amino acids. The record is from RefSeq and is a predicted model, not a curated record.